AUGCAUGCGGGUGUUUUUUCGCCAACACAAUCUCCUUGUGCUUGCCUGGACUUGAUCCAUUCCGCCCGUUUCACUUUUCAGAUCAUGAAGCCUUUCCGCUUCCGCCACGUCUUGUUUCUUUUGCACAUGCCCUACACGUCUCAACGCCUCCGCGUCCAGUACAUACAGUACGUACAGUACAUGCUGCACACAAUGUGUGCCGUAGACCUUACAGUAGCGCUGUACGGCGUACAGCACUACUGUAAGCCCACUGUCCACAAGCCACACCAAAUAGUGUUUGCCAAACACAUCUACUGUAAUUCAACAAUCGCUUUCCCAUCCCAUCUCCUCCUUGUUCUUGGCAUUCCUCUUCGCCUUCUCCGUCAGGAACUUCCUCCUCCCCUUCAAGAACCCCCAGUCCCCCGCGGGCACGAGCUCCUUCAGCCCGGCCUCCACGUCGGCGGGAAACAGUCGAACCAUAUUCCAGAAAAUCCUCGCCGACACCUUUGCCAUCUCGGCCGCCCUGAGUCUCUCGCGAUCCUCCUCGGCCUUCUCCCCGUCGAGCACAUCCUGAAACGCCGCCGCGAGCGGCUCCCUGCCAUACACCACCACCAUCUCCCCCGCCAUAUCCGCCACCCACUUAUCCCCCGCGACCACCUAUGGAGGGCAGCGUCGCUGAGAUUUCCGCCAUGA
Molecule: messenger RNA, 672 nt
Organism: Chondrus crispus (carragheen)
Lineage: Eukaryota; Rhodophyta; Florideophyceae; Gigartinales; Gigartinaceae
Exons: 1
Coding region: 1-672 (223 amino acids)
Source: RefSeq, a predicted model, not a curated record